Messenger RNA from Trichoderma aggressivum f. europaeum, 1914 nucleotides. RefSeq lists its product as uncharacterized. The transcript is spliced from 2 exons. The record is from RefSeq and is a predicted model, not a curated record. Bases 1 to 1914 code for a protein of 637 amino acids. Lineage: Eukaryota; Fungi; Ascomycota; Sordariomycetes; Hypocreales; Hypocreaceae.
AUGGCUGGAUUCGCAACAUCACGCCUGCUGGCCCUACUGACGCUGGCCACAGCCACCGCGGGCCAGAUCGCGUCCUCUGGAGCGACCGUCAAGCUUGGCCAACUCAGCUACUUUAUCAAUCCCUACAAAGCCGGAAGCAUUCCUCGAUCCUCUCUCAGUGCGAUCAGCGACAUACCGAGCGCCUUCGGGUUCACCCCAGUCACAGUCGUGGCCACAGCCACCAACCCCUCGAACCUAAACGCGGUCUUGACAAACUGGACGAGCAUCGACGACGUCUUCCAGGACGGUUUUGCUCAAGCCGUCUUUGUUGCGGGUCAGAAAAGCAGCACCACGCAGAACCUACUCGGCACAAAUGCAGUGGUAGCGCCGCUUGAUGCCUCCGACUUGCCCUCUGGGCCCUACUUUGUCGACUCGGCAGGCUCGGCAUACAGAGCUUACCGCUUGUACGAUGACUUUGUCGGUGCCUUUGCCGAGUCGCUUCUGCAGAAGCCGGAUGGAUCUUUCGAGACGCUCUCGGCCAAGAUCAGCUCCUCGGCCACGAUGAGCAUCGGUGUGCCGUCGAGACUGUACUUCACACGAACCAAGGAAAAGCCGUUGGCUGGAGUUCGCAUCGGAGUAAAGGAUCUCUUCGACCUCAACGGCGUAAAAAAGUCCAACGGCAACCGGGCAUGGUACCACUUGUACCCAGAGGCUGAGAAGACGGCUCCCGCAAUCCAGAACCUCAUCGAUGCCGGUGCUGUCGUCGUCGGCCAGCAGAUACCGGCACAAUUUGCGCAGGGUGGCACUGCCACGGCGGAUUGGAUCGACUACCACGCACCGUUCAAUCCCCGAGGAGAUGGUUAUAACGACGCUGGAGGUAGCUCGACAGGCGGUGGCGCAUCCAUCGCCGCAUACGAAUGGCUUGACUUGGCCGUUGGAACAGACACUGGUGGAAGCAUUCGCGGCCCUGCAGCUGACGGCGGAGCCUUUGGCAACCGGCCAAGCUGGGGAAGCGUGUCCUCGGACGGUUGCAUGCCCCUAUCUCCGACGAUGGACACCAUUGGAUUCAUCACUAGGGAUCCCGCGCUCUGGGACGCGGCUCAGGCAGCGUUGUAUCAGAGCAAGUAUACCUCCUACGCCGGUGACAAGGCGAUGAAGUGGCCGAGAAAGAUUUACAACAUUGGCGGCUGGCCGGACCCAGCCGAUCCUACACCACUUGACCAUCUGACGCAGAUUGUUGUCGACAUUAGAGACAAGAUUGUCAAGUUGACUGGCUCAGAGCUCCACGUGACUGAGAUUGCAGACGAAUGGGCCAAGACGAGGCCCAAGGCUGCCCAGGAUGCCAGUAUCAACGAGGUCCUCGAUCGUGUGUACACCACCAAGGUAGAGAAGGACGUUGUGCGGCUUGUCCGCGAACCAUUUUAUGCCGACUACAGCGCAAAACACGACGGUGCUCUGCCCGCUGUCGAUCCGGCCAACACCAACCGAUGGGGCUUUGCCGACCAGACGCCCGACUCGGAACUCGCCGCCGCCGAGACCAACAGAACCAUGUUCCGGGACUGGCUGCAGUCAGAGUUGCUGACGCCAGACGACGAGACAUGCUCAUCGGCCAUCAUCAUCUACGCGACAGUGCUCGCCGAUGCCGUGCCGCGCAACGUCUACCUGAGCCCGCCCAAGGUGAACCCCAAGUUCGCCCUGUCUCGCAUUGCGCCGUUUGCAGAAGUUCCAGACUUUGCGAUUCCGGUGGGGGAGUUUGAAGUGAACAGCACCAUUACGAAUCACACGCAGAAGCUGCCUUUGGGGCUGGGCAUCUUGGCGGCCAAAGGUUGCGAUGGAGUGCUGACGAGGUUGGCGCAGGAUAUGGUGAAGAGCGGCAUCAUUGGGACUUACAAGGCUGGUGGGACGAUGGAGGGCGGAGAGGUGCUGUUUAAGUGA